CGCAUUUCGCAUGAGCCAAAAAUCAGAACAGAAUAGUCCAACGGAAUCCCUGAAUACUGGAAUCGUGGGCACAACGGUGGUGCUGGGGAAAAAUUAGUGCGUCAAAUAACCUGUCAAGACGGAUUGAAAAAAAACGACAAACAUCGCGGUUCGAGGGUGACGACUUCCCGUGUGAGCGAGUCAGUUGAGUGUGUGAUACAGGAUGUCGAAGCCCGAACAGGUUUUAACUAUCGAGCCGCAGAAUGAGCUGCGAUUCAGGGGACCUUUCACGGGGGCUCCUGUUACGUCUUACAUGAAGCUCACUAAUCCCACAAAUCACAAAGUAUAUUUUAAAAUAAAGACAACUGCUCCAAAAAGGUAUUGCGUAAGACCAAACUCUGGAGUUCUUAAACCGAAGGAAGUAACUGAAAUAGCAGUUUGCUUACAGCCAUACGAUUUUGAUCCAUCGGAAAAGAGCAAGCACAAGUUUAUGGUACAGACGUUAAUAGCUCCUGAAGGCGACAAUGAUGAAUAUCCACAAGAUGUAUGGAGAGAUUCAAACCCGAGUCAAAUGAUGGAUUCCAAACUGAAAUGCGUGUUCGAAAAUCCUGUAGCCAGUACCACAACGACUAAAGGUACACCGACUACUACAACAGCCAAAUCGGACAUAAAUGUAACCAAUGGUAAAAAUAAGGGUACCGGCGACACUGUCAAGGCACCUAAGCCUUUACUUGCCGAAGGCGAUACUGAAGAGAAAUUGAUGAAAGCAGCACAAGAAGUAAAUCAACUCAGGGUACAAGAAAGCAAUCUGAGGCAGGAAAAUCUUCAACUGAGGGAGGAGAUCCUGAGAUGGCGAAACGCGACACUAGAUAAGGAUGCGAACUGGUCAGAUCAGCCAGCGGGUUCAUCUUCGCACAUGACUUCUCAGCUUUCUCCAACAUUCACGAGUGUUGCCAUCGCCGUCGCAAUGGUUAUUGUCGGUUACCUUCUUGGUAAAUUGAUUUGAGCAGCCUUUGCCUUACACCUAAGCACACCCCUUCCCCCAUUUUUUCUUAGCCUAAAAUCUCCUGGCCACACGGCGCCGUCACUGUGAACCGCAACAAAAAAGCAAAAUUAAAUCAACUCGUUACUCAAAUGUUCAUAAUAAAUAUUACCAUAAACGUCUAUUGUAGUGCAGUCUACAUGAUUCCGGAUCACUUACUAUAAGCGUAGAGCGUUUGGAGCAUGGAAGCGAAGGGACGAAUCCUUUUCGAAGGACCGGAAAUUUAUGUCUUAGCGAUUUUUAAAAAAAAUCUUAUGUUUUUAACACAUCACGCUGAUUAGCUCUGAUUCUUUUCAGCUCGUGAAUUGAUUUUUGGUCGUGGCCUAUUAUAAAAGGAUUGUGCAACUGACUGGGUUUUGAUCACGGAUUUUAAUGAAAAGCUUUUGAUUUAGGGCUUCGAUUCCGACACCGGAUUCCACCACACGUUACUGUAAAUAAACUAACCAGUUUUUAUCGACUGAACUGAAUCAAUGUAAAACGCGAAGGAAGGGUCGAAGCGGACGUCAUGAAAUCAACGCUUUGCGCUCGAGCCUCUUGUAAAUUGGAUCGUUCACUUUCCCGAUGGGAGAGAAGGGGUUGGCUGCAACAUAGUGGUGUAUACGUAAUUCGGCGAUCGAGUCUGCCUCUGGCGAUUGUAUUCCAGAAGUUGACGCAUUAAAUCUACCAACGCUUCGGUGUACUUUUUAUUUAUUUAUGUUUAUUAUCUUAUAAAAAUUUAAUCCAAAUAAAGAUAUCUCGGAUGUCAAAAAGUCAAACCAGGCCUUUUGCUUUUGUACUUCGCGAGAUUUGGGCACCGAAGUAAAGAAACUGUUAUUUAUAUUUGUGCCUUAGACUAGGGGCAAUAGUAAUCCUCGUACUUUCCCGACCGGCUUUUAUUUUUUAUGUACUUCCUGUUUUUUAUUACGAUCUCUUUAUUUUCGUCGUCCCUUUGUGCGUGCGUUACGGUUCUCGCGAAUGUGAGAAGUAAAUAUGAUUGAAAACCGAGUACGAUGUGCAAUACGUGAUACUGAUAUAAUUGCGUCCUCGAUUGUAGAAAACAAUUGACAAUUGUACUCAAAAAAUGCGAGCAGCGCCGUUACCGAAAUCGUGUUAUAGGCGUGGACCGUUGAUUAACCCACCUAGAGUUUUUGAUAUUGUGUUUAGAUGCAAAAUAGGCAUCCAAGUUUGUACACCAGAGUACCGGAGUUGAGCUUUUAACAUUUAAGAUUUAAGGAAAAGCCGUUCCAUCGAGAAACAGUUAUUUGUGGAGAAACUAAGUGUUUUCAUCUCUAGUUAUUUAGGAAAGGUUGCUUGGCUUUGAUCCUGUAAGGUGAGGGAAUAUCGCGUCAAUGUGAAAAAUCAAAAUCCAAGAUUGGUCUUUCCCAGUUUUACUACGAUCCGGAUGCGAAGAGCUAUAGAGACCGACUUGAUUCUGUUCCCGAUUACCUCGAGCUGUUGCGUUUAAAUACAAUAAUGUGGGAGUCUGCGUGAUUCAUGGAGUUAUGGUUAGGUAUUGACCUCAAGACUCGACUUUUUACUGUUGUAAGAUUUCAUGUUUCUCGUGCAGCAAGAGCAGAAUAUUGAUGAAUAAACGUCUGUCCUAUGAUACGCUAAAGAUUAUUUACUUUCACGUUGUAGGAUUUACUAAACAAUGGUCCUAUCGUACGACCGAUAAACGGAAUAUUUGUAGCCAGAUUAUUAUUACAUUGUACUCUGUAGAAUAUAACUGUAACGCACUGUAACUGCUAUUCGAUCAGGGUUGCAAAGUUACAAAUGGAAAGUGAAAUAAAUUUAUUACUCAAA
Messenger RNA from Belonocnema kinseyi, 2803 nucleotides. It is a transcript of the gene Vap33, whose product is annotated as vesicle-associated membrane protein-associated protein B. Gene Ontology annotation, molecular function: FFAT motif binding. NCBI's taxonomy places the organism in Eukaryota, Metazoa, Arthropoda, Insecta, Hymenoptera, Cynipidae. The record is from RefSeq and is a predicted model, not a curated record. Gene Ontology annotation, biological process: endoplasmic reticulum membrane organization. The coding region runs from base 203 to 985 and encodes 260 amino acids. The transcript has 6 exons. Gene Ontology annotation, cellular component: endoplasmic reticulum membrane; plasma membrane.